AUGUCUGGGGAUUUGGAUAUGCUAGAGGGUAAUGAGGAAAAUAGUUUUGAUCAGUAUGGAGAAAACACAUCAUCUAUUUCUUCAAUAAAUAAGCAUGUGACAUCUUUUGACUUGAAUGAAGAAGCAAGCAGCGAAGAGUAUAUUGAUUUAUGUCUUGAGGAUGAUGAGAAGACUGGUGAAGGAAGUUCAUCAAAGAAUAGAAAAGGUCCAGUUAGGCAAUAUGUUCGCUCCAAAAUGCCUAGACUUCGUUGGACUCCAGAACUCCAUCACGCAUUUGURAAUGCUAUCGAAAGGCUUGGUGGACAAGAGAGUAAGUUCUGUAAAUUACUUCGUACCUUUUCCCAACUAGUACACAGGGUUCAUGGUAAUUUUAGACCUUCUGACCAAUGGGCUUAG
Cynara cardunculus var. scolymus (artichoke) is the source of this 396-nucleotide messenger RNA. RefSeq names its product putative two-component response regulator ARR20. The transcript has 2 exons. The record is from RefSeq and is a predicted model, not a curated record. Bases 1 to 396 code for a protein of 131 amino acids. Gene Ontology annotation, molecular function: DNA-binding transcription factor activity. NCBI's taxonomy places the organism in Eukaryota, Viridiplantae, Streptophyta, Magnoliopsida, Asterales, Asteraceae.